Messenger RNA from Capronia coronata CBS 617.96, 237 nucleotides. RefSeq lists its product as uncharacterized. The coding region runs from base 1 to 237 and encodes 78 amino acids. The record is from RefSeq and is a predicted model, not a curated record. NCBI's taxonomy places the organism in Eukaryota, Fungi, Ascomycota, Eurotiomycetes, Chaetothyriales, Herpotrichiellaceae. The transcript has a single exon.
AUGGCUGGAUCGGGAUCUUCAUCAACCCGACCCAACCCCAAUCCCAACCCCAGCAUACCUCUCGUCCGGCCUAAACCCUGGCUUCCCGAACACGACGCCUUCAUCCGCCGUCACGCCCGGAACGGCGAAGACGCCACGACCAUCGCCAUCCUCUUGGAGACGGAGUAUCCUGGCGUGCGGGCGAGUAAGGGCUGGAUCGAGCAGCGGAUGAAGGAUCUCGGGUUUUUUGUCAAAUGA